Molecule: messenger RNA, 282 nt
Organism: Colletotrichum spaethianum
Lineage: Eukaryota; Fungi; Ascomycota; Sordariomycetes; Glomerellales; Glomerellaceae
Exons: 3
Coding region: 1-282 (93 amino acids)
Source: RefSeq, a predicted model, not a curated record
AUGGCACCGCCUUUAAACUUAUUGAUCCGUGCUCUCGUGGCCUUCGAGGACGUGAUUAUCCGCCAGAUCCUGAGGAGUCCCGGCUUCCACCGCGGCGUUGGCCGGAUCCAUCGAUAUGUCGACGAGAAGCGCAACGGGCCCUUGCCGCAUGAGCCGUUGCGCCAGGGCCAGGCGUCUGCGAAUCCAGAGGAUCGAGGCUUCGUACAGUACUUCUUUGAGGAGCUGAAGAACCAAUUCCGAGGAACGCCAUCGAAUCCACCGCCUGGGCCGCCGAAGCGAUGA